AUGGCUUCGCUGCCCGCGAGACCGCAGUACAUAUGUCAGAGCUGCAUAAAAUACAUCGUACAAUGUACCAGGUUUCCCAAGCUUCGUGCUGUUCACGCGCAACGGCGGUACAAUUCCACCGACUCACCCGAUGAACCCUCGUUUCGCAUCGCCAAACAUUACAAGAAGCUCAGCAAGAGUGAAGAAGCAAUUGGUGAAGAACAUGGUCUAUCAAAAGCAUCGGUGCGACCAACAUGGGAGUCCGGCCUCAAAGUCAACCUUGAUGACGGCCAAUAUGUCGCGCGAUCAGGAAAACGAAUACCUUAUUCUACACCCAGGAACCACUUCCCUUUACACAACGUCCCGCUGCCUGACCCGCCGCCCGUACAUGUGCCGGUAGAGGCACGCCGAACAAUGACACGAGGCAAGCGACCGCAGGUCACCGUGAGUACGAAGACACCAUCCUUUAUCCACGGAAGACAAGCGUCCAGGAAGGUGGAGGAAGCAGAAUUCGAAUUUCUCAAGCCAUCGGAACCUUCAGAAGCGCCGCCACCGGUAAAGAUAUGGUCGCCUGAGAAACCUAUGAGCCAUGCCUCCUUACAUUUUGGUGCACUGCAAGACUGGAACUGGUACUGGGAGACCAUGCCGCCUACAAUGACGCAGAGGACACAGGCACAGCAUUUCUUCACAAAGAAUGCGUCGCCGAAAUUCCUGCAGUCAGUAGCAUUCUUCCGCGCAUUUCCUGACAGCAACGUCCCUGAGAUAGCAUUCGUGGGCAGGAGUAACGUUGGUAAGAGCAGCUUACUGAACGCAAUCGUCAAUGCAGACACCAAAGCGCUUCUUGCGCGCACAUCGUCCACGCCAGGUUUUACCAAGACAAUGAAUCUCUACGGCCUAGGGCCACAGGGCGGCGUACAUUUCAAGAAGCAACCAAGCGGGCACGGGAAGAUCGUUGGCACGGGCGGCAUUACCAUCGUGGACAUGCCCGGCUACGGAGAAGGCUCGCUAUCUGAAUGGGGUCAAGAGAUUAUGAAGUAUCUCCAGGGCCGCAAGCAGCUUCGCCGGGUCUUCGUCUUGAUCGAUGCCCAGCAUGGGGUCAAGGAUAAGGAUCGCUCACUUCUUGCUUCGUUGCGGCUAGGCGGCAUCUCGCAUCAAGUCAUUCUCUCCAAGGUUGACAAGAUCUACCUACCUCAAGCGAAGACAAUUAAGCGCUUUGACGGCAAGCGCCUGGACAAGCUAAAGCCAAAAGGCACAAUGGAAGGACUGCGCAAGACGAUGGAGAAGCUCCGCGAAGAGAUCCAGCCACCCAAUGGCGCUGGCGCGAUUGGCGAGAUUCUGGCUUGCAGUUCUGAAGUGCUCGUCGACGAGCGCAGACUCGGCAUCGAUGCUGUGCGCUUCGCCAUGUUACAGGCGAUGGGGUUCCAGUUCCGGACCGACCAGAGUGCUGUCGAGCGAGCAAAGAAAGAAGGCCCGACCAUCAGGACGAUAAAGACCCAUAAGGUUAUGGAUCAAGCCGUCGAGAGACCGGUUACUAGAACAGUCGCGCCAGCCCAACUUGCAUCAACGAAAAUAAGUGCUAGGGAGCAGAGGGCCGCGAGAAGAGCGGGGCGGAAGCCUUCUGCGGGUUCGCAAACGGAGUUGCUGGAGAGGUUAAGUGGUAGUGUGGGAUAG
Messenger RNA from Didymosphaeria variabile, 1650 nucleotides. RefSeq lists its product as uncharacterized. The record is from RefSeq and is a predicted model, not a curated record. Gene Ontology annotation, cellular component: mitochondrion. The coding region runs from base 1 to 1650 and encodes 549 amino acids. Lineage: Eukaryota; Fungi; Ascomycota; Dothideomycetes; Pleosporales; Didymosphaeriaceae. Gene Ontology annotation, molecular function: GTP binding. The transcript has a single exon.